AUGCCUUCUGUCAGCACUAUCAUCACUGCCCUCGUGGCUGGUCUCGCUAUUGGAGCUCAAGCUGGUCCUUGUAGACCCCAUCCUCCAAGCUCUGUUGUCCAGUCUCGGGUGACCACUACUGCAUAUGCUCAACCUACCGCUGAGACUUCUAUCGUACACUCUGAUGCUGCGAGCAAAUCUGAAACCGAGGCUUCUCUUUCUACCACCGCAUACGCUCAUCCUACCACCGAGACUUCUAUCGCAUACCCCGAUGUUGUGAGUGAGUCUGAGACGGAGGAUUCUCUUUCUACUACUACUGCUGUGCAAGUCACCAGCUCUGGAGAGACCGAGACCGCACCUAUCACCACUGAUGAGGAGACCACUACAACUGGUUACCCUGCUGCAGAGUCUACCUCUGUUGCUUCUAAUUCUCUUACCACCGAAUCCGCUGUCGAAUCUACCACUACUGUUCAGGAGGCUACAUCCUCUCUUCCUUCCACCAAGCAAGAGAACAGCUCAACUCUUCUCACCACUACUUCGUUUCUCUCAACUACCACACAAGCUGAGGAUGUUCCUUCAACAACAGCUGCUCCCACGACUACGUCCUCCGAGCCAACUACCACAACAUCUGAAGCUUCCACCACAACAUCCGAGGCCUCUUCUUCCAACUGUGCAAACAAGUCCAACCUCACCUGCGGCAAGACAGGAUUUCUCUCCAACAGCGACAACAAGCUCCUCGAUAUUAUUUACAACCGGGAUCUCGAAGAAUGCAAGGCUGAUUGUAAAGCAAACGAUGAGUGCGAGGCCAUUGGUAUUACUACAAGUGGCCAGUGCGAACUCUACAAGGCCGACAUUUCUGCCAUGGGAUUUGAGGGUCAGGAUCCAUGGUACUACUCCGUCUACGAUGCUUGCUGCUUUGAGGAUGAGCAAUAA
Messenger RNA from Fusarium poae, 912 nucleotides. RefSeq lists its product as uncharacterized. Bases 1 to 912 code for a protein of 303 amino acids. The transcript has a single exon. NCBI's taxonomy places the organism in Eukaryota, Fungi, Ascomycota, Sordariomycetes, Hypocreales, Nectriaceae. The record is from RefSeq and is a predicted model, not a curated record.